This is a messenger RNA of Arachis ipaensis, 1155 nucleotides long. Its product is annotated as gamma-glutamyl peptidase 3. Gene Ontology annotation, cellular component: cytosol. The record is from RefSeq and is a predicted model, not a curated record. Lineage: Eukaryota; Viridiplantae; Streptophyta; Magnoliopsida; Fabales; Fabaceae.
UGUACUCUACAAACUAGCACACACAAAUUGGUUUUGGUUUCUGGGUUAGAUUCUCCUUUCAACUUUUCAAAUAACGAACUCAUUCAUAUUUGCUACCACUCCAUCCUCCUUUAAUUUCACUUGAAGAUGGUAAUGAAUAAUAAUGGAAAUGGAAGAAGAUAUGGUUUGCUUCAAGCAGCAAAGGACCCUGAGUAUGUGAAGAAAAUGUAUGGCGGAUACUUGAAGGUGUAUGCAGAAGCAUUUGGUGAAGAAGGAGCAAGUUGGGAUUUGUUUAGAGUGUGUGAAGGAGAGUUCCCUGAGAUCAGUGAACUCCAUAAAUAUGAUGGGUUUGUUGUAUCAGGUAGUUCAAAUGAUGCAUUUGGUAAUGACUAUUGGAUCCUCAAACUUUGCUUCAUUUUGCAAAUCCUUGAUGCCAUGGAGAAGAAGAUUCUUGGCAUUUGCUUUGGUCACCAGGUACUAUGCAGGGCAUUGGGUGGAAGGGUUGGGAGAGCAAAAAGAGGGUGGGAUAUUGGGAUAACACAAGUGAGUUUUGCCAAAGAUAGAGCUCCAUUAUGGUACCUUGAUGACCAUCAUAACAUGCCAUCAUCACUCUCCAUCAUUGAGAUACACCAAGAUGAGAUUUUUGAGGUUCCUGUGGGUGCAAAUGUCAUAGCUUCCUCAGACAAAACUGGGGUUGAAAUAUUUGUAAUUGAAGAUCACAUUCUUGGAAUUCAAGGUCACCCUGAGUAUAACAAAGAUAUACUAUUUAAUCUAAUUGACCGCCUUCUUGGUAUGGACAAGAUAGAGAAAAGGUUUGCUGAAGAAGUGAAGUGCCGAGUAGAAUUCGUGGAGCCUGAUAGGAAGUGUUGGGAAAAGAUAUGUAGGAACUUUCUCAGGGUACACCACAAAAUAUGUGACUAAAUUGGGAUUCACCCUUUUCAGUGUAUAUUAGAUUAUAAUAAUAAUGAUAAAUAUAUAUAACUCCGAAAAUAGAUAACAUGAUUGAAAUUUUAGAUGGGUAGAGAGAAAUUCACUAAUUAACAUAACUCUGUACAUGAGAUUCAGAAGACAAUACAAAUAGGAAUGGUUGAAUUUUUCACAUUGAAUUAGUAUCUUUUUGUUCAACUGUAAUUUUUUCAUUCUUAAAUUCGAUAAAUAAAAUAAAGAUUUAUUUCA